Molecule: messenger RNA, 3015 nt
Organism: Closterium sp. Naga37s-1
Lineage: Eukaryota; Viridiplantae; Streptophyta; Zygnematophyceae; Desmidiales; Closteriaceae
Source: the annotation of a GenBank genome assembly
AUGCCCGCGUGCUUCGACGACUUGUUUGGCGGAAAGAGACUCGACGUGAAAAUCUCCGCAAUAGAUGACGUGGCAGCCCGAGACACUUCAGCAGCCGCCCAGAUAUGGCUCCACCCUGCAGCGAUGACGGCUGAUGACGUGGCCGCGGGCGACAUGGUCGCGGUGGUGUGCAGCGAUUCCCAUUCCGCGCAGCCAAUCCCGCCGCUCCAGUUGGCACAGGAGGCUCUACAGCUGGCAACGCCUGAUUGGACGCAGCAUCCUGAUUGGCCGGCAAUCGCCGCCCGAUUACCCGGGCUGUACUGCGCGUUGGCCACCGUGUGGCCGGCGCCGAAGAUUCCCAAAUCCUGCUGCCGCCUCUCUUGGCAGCUAGCGGACAGCCUAGGCCGCCCGGAGGAAAGCACGCGCCUUUAUGUCUUCACUCUCAAGGCCGGACGGCAACAGAAUCUGAGCCUAAGUUCCCCACAAGCGCAUGGUGAACAGGCGGUCGUGCAGCCAAUCCCAUGCAGACAGCUGGCGCUGACGUGGCUGGAGCCGCUAGAUUGCAGUGCUGGUGCUGAUGGGGACAGUACCCCCUCCAAUAUUGCACGGCGCCUCGAGCCUAGAACGCCGGGCAGUGUGAAAAAUGUGUCGACUCCAGGUAGCGCUGACAGAGGCGCGGGCACAGCAGCAAGUGCAGCAACAGAUGCAACAGCAGCAGCAGCGAGAAUCCCUCUGCCGCCGUUCCUACUCACUCCUGCGGCCACCCUUAUUGGAGCGAGGGAGAGGGAAGGAGAGAGUGGCAGCUGCAGUGGAGAAGAGAAGGAAGGGGAGAAGACGGAAAAGGAUGAGGAUGGGGAGGAAGGGAGGGGGGGAGGGGCAGCGGCGGUGGCAAGGCGGGUGGCGGGGGACUUGAGGGGAAUCACGUUGGGGUCGGUGGGAGGGUUGGAGGAACAGAAGAAGGCACUCAAGGAGGCUGUGCUGCUGCCCCUCCGUCACCCGGACCUCUUCCACAGGUACGGCAUCAAGCCGCCACGCGGGAUAUUAUUGCACGGGCCGCCCGGCACUGGCAAGACGUCGCUGGCUCGGGCAGUGGCGGCGGAGGCUGGGGCGGCGUUGUUUGUCAUUAAUGGGCCGGAGCUUGUGAGCGAGUUCUUUGGGGAGAGCGAGGAGGCUCUUAACGAGGUGUUCUCUGCCGCCCAGGAAGCAGCCCCUUCUAUUGUGAGUUGUGUGGUGUGUUGUGGUGGGCCCAUAGACGGGCUGGACGCCACAGCCAGUGCCGCAAUCGUGAGCGAGUUCUUUGGGGAGAGCGAGGAGGCUCUUAACGAGGUGUUUUCUGCCGCCCAGGAGGCUGCGCCUUCCAUUCACCUGUCUCACCGCAUGGUGGCGGCCCUUCUCACCAUCCUGGAUGCCGCCUCCUCUCCCGUACUCCCCUCCACACCCCUCCUCACCCUUCCUGACCCCUUCUACCCUCCUUCUCACCCUUCGUCACCGCACAGCACCCAGGUGUUCAUAGACGAGCUAGACGCCAUAGCCCCUGCCAGGACUCGAGAUGCGGAGGACCUAUCUCACCGCAUGGUGUUCAUAGACGAGCUAGACGCCAUAGCCCCAGCGAGAACCCGUGAUGCAGAGGACCUCUCUCACCGCAUGGUGGCGGCUCUUCUCACCAUCCUUGAUGGCGCCUCCUCAAGCGGUGGAGAUGGGGGGGGGGGACAAGGCGAGGGAAGAGGGGGCGGAAGAGGAGAAGGGGAUGGAGGGGUGGGAGGGAAGGGAAGGAAGGCGGUGGCGUUGGGGAGAGGGGUGGUGGUGAUUGGGGCGACCAACCGAGUGAAUGCGAUCGAUCCCGCUCUCAGGCGACCGGGGAGGUUCGAUCGCGAGGUGGAGAUCGGCAUCCCCACUCCUUCCGACCGCCUCGCAAUCCUCAGCACCCAACUAUCCUGCAUGGCGCACGCGCUGCCGCCCGAGGCCGUCCACGUCAUCGCCAGCUCAGCAACGCACGGAUUCGUGGGCGCUGACAUCAGCGCGCUCUGCUCUGAAGCUGCCGUGGCAGCCCUGCGACGAAUCGUGGGGGAGAAGGAGAGGCAGGGAGGGGCAAGACAAGGGGAGGAGGACCAGGAGGAGGGUAGAGAGGAGGGUAGGGAAAAGGAGCAGGGCUGUUCUGCGGAUAGUGGGGUUGCAAGCGGUGCAGAAGGCUCGUGUGCGGUGCAGCUGGCGGUGUGCGAGGAGGACUUUGAAGUGGCCCGGCGACGCAUCCGGCCCAGCGCCCUCAGAGAGGUAUCAGUGCAGGUGCCAACAGUGCGGUGGACCGACAUCGGAGGGCUGGAGGGAAUAAAGCAGCGCCUCAAGGAGGCGAUGGCAGUGGAGGUACCCACUGUGCGGUGGAGCGAUAUCGGGGGACUCGAAGGGGAUAAAGCGAAGGCUCAAGGAGGCAGUGGAGUGGAGCGGACGUACCCCCGGGCACAUGGCUGUAUGUGUCUCUUCCGACCCCCCACACACACCCCCACCCAACAGAUGGCAGUGGAGGUACCCACUGUGCCGUGGAGCAAUAUCGGAGGACUCGAAGGGAUCAAGCAGCGGUUGAAGGAGGCAGUGGAGUGGCCGUACACGCGUGCACAUGAGAUGAGAGCCAUUGGCGCCACCCCUCCGCGUGGGCUGCUGCUCUACGGACCCCCGGGCUGCAGCAAGACGCUCUUAGCUAAGGCAGUAGCAACAGAAGCAAGGCUCAACUUUCUUGCAGUCAAGGGUCCCGAGCUGUUAUCCAAGUGGGUGGGCGAGUCCGAACGAGCUGUCCGAACCUUGUUCUCCCGAGCCAAGGCAGCAGCUCCGGCGAUCGUGUUCUUUGAUGAGAUAGAUGGGCUGGCAGUGGCACGCAGCAAAGCAGGAGGAGGAGCAUCGGGAGGUGUUGGGGACAGAGUGAUGACUCAGCUGCUGCUGGAGAUGGAUGGUGAGUGGCUGUGCGUGGGUCAUAAUCGUUCAGUUAUUACUCUCAACGCUGCCAGCAUGUGGGAGGGCCAUCGGGAGGCGUGGGGGACAGAGUGA